Gorilla gorilla gorilla (western lowland gorilla) is the source of this 2672-nucleotide messenger RNA. RefSeq names its product diablo IAP-binding mitochondrial protein (gene DIABLO). The transcript is spliced from 6 exons. Lineage: Eukaryota; Metazoa; Chordata; Mammalia; Primates; Hominidae. Gene Ontology annotation, cellular component: mitochondrion. Gene Ontology annotation, biological process: neuron apoptotic process; intrinsic apoptotic signaling pathway in response to oxidative stress. The coding region runs from base 80 to 754 and encodes 224 amino acids. The record is from RefSeq and is a predicted model, not a curated record.
GGUGGAGGCCGUGCCCAGCUCCGCGCUCACGAAGCUGCGUCACUUCCGGUGUGUGCGUCUGGCGUCCGCGCGCUGCACAAUGGCGGCUCUGAAGAGUUGGCUGUCGCGCAGCGUAGCUUCAUUCUUCAGAUACAGACAGUGUUUGUGUGUUCCUGUUGUGGCUAACUUUAAGAAGCGGUGUUUCUCAGAAUUGAUAAGACCAUGGCACAAAACUGUGACGGUUGGCUUUGGAGUAACCCUGUGUGCGGUUCCUAUUGCACAGAAAUCGGAGCCUCAUUCCCUUAGUAGUGAAGCAUUGAUGAGGAGAGCAGUGUCUUUGGUAACAGAUAGCACCUCUACCUUUCUCUCUCAGACCACAUAUGCAUUGAUUGAAGCUAUUACUGAAUAUACUAAGGCUGUUUAUACCUUAACUUCUCUUUACCGACAAUAUACAAGUUUACUUGGGAAAAUGAAUUCAGAGGAGGAAGAUGAAGUGUGGCAGGUGAUCAUAGGAGCCAGAGCUGAGAUGACUUCAAAACACCAAGAGUACUUGAAGCUGGAAACCACUUGGAUGACUGCAGUUGGUCUUUCAGAGAUGGCAGCAGAAGCUGCAUAUCAAACUGAAGUGUUUUCAUCGAAGUCAGAAGAGGAGGAUGCCUGCCAUUCUCCACUACCUGUCAACAUUGUCCUGAAGGUUCUUGUUAAUGCAGUAAGAUCAAAAUGUUCUACAGAUGAAUUAAUAAAAUGUAUAUACCCAGAUGGUGAAAUACACUAACUAGCAGCAGGUAAAAUGAGAGAGCUCAAACUUUUUUUUUUUUUUGGGAGACGAGUUUCACUCUCGCCUAGGCUGGAGUGAAGUGGCGCGAUCUCAGCUGACUGCAACCUCCGCCUCCCAGGUUCAAGCAAUUCUCCUGCUUCAGGCUCCCAAGUAGCUGGGACUACAGGUGCACUCUGCCACACCCAGCUACUUUUAGCUACUUUUUUUGUAUUUUAGUAGAAACGGGGUUUCACCGUGUUACCCAGGCUGGUCUUGAACUCCUGAGCUCAGGCAGUCCACCCACCUCGGCAUCCCAAAGUGCUAGGAUUACAGGCAUGAGCCACUGCACCCAGCCUUUUUUUUUUUUUUUUUUUUGAGACGGAGUCUGUCGCCCAGGCUGGAGUGCAGUGGCACGAUCUUGGCUCACUUCAGCCUUCGCCUCCCGGGUCCAAGCUAUUCUCCUGCCUCAGCCUCCCAAGUAGCUGGGAUUACAGGCAUGCGCCACCAUGCCUGGCUAAUUUUUUUUUGUAUUUUUGGUAGAGAUGGGUUCGCCAUGUUGGCCAGGCUGGUCUCGAACUCCUGACCCUCAGGUGAUCCGCCUGCCUUGGCUUCCCAAAGUUCUGAGAUUAGAGGCGUGAGCCACUGUGCCCGGCCUUCAAAACAUAUUUAAGUGAAAAAAUUAUAAAACAUAUUUAAUACCUUUUAUGCUGUUACAUAAAUUUAUAGUAACGAAGUAUUUUUCUAUGCAUUCCUUUACCUUUAAAGAUUAGUUAAGGUGAUGAAAGGGAUCUUUGACAAUUUUAUUCAUGAUCUCUUUGUCAAAAAGAAAUGGAUGACGUGUAGUUAAAUUAAUCAAAGGUCUGUACUAAAAGCUCUGUAGCUAUAAAGAUGAUUGUGAGAGUUGCAUUUAAUAAUUGUGAUGUUGGCCGCUGACAGCUGAAGAAAAAUGCUGUUUUUGACAGAGUGUCAGUUAAAUCCAGACCUGAACAUAGAGGUGGAAGUUUCUUUGCAGAGAGAGAAGACAGGGAGGUCAAGGAAAGUGACCCCAAGAGGGGUUCAGAUGACAGCCACAGCACCCCCAGGCCAACGUCCACACGAGCCUUCCGCGCCCUGCACGGCUACUCAACCCUAUUGUCCCAUCUUUUGGCAGGCGCAGAUCAGGCCUCUAUAACCGCCAGGAAUCACAUUCAGCUGGUCAAACUGCAGGUGGAAGAGGUGCACCAGCUCUCCCGGAAAGCAGAAACCAAGCUGGCAGAAGCACAGAUAGAAGAGCUCCGUCAGAAAACACAGGAGGAAGGGGAGGAGCGGGCUGAGUCGGAGCAGGAGGCCUACCUGCGUGAGGAUUGAGGGUCUGAGCCCACUGCCCUGUCUCCCCACUCAGUGGGGAAAGCAGGGGCAGACGCCACCCUGCCCAGGGUUGGCAUGACUGUCUCUGCACCGAGAAGAGGCGGCAGGUCCUGCCCUGGCCAGUCAGGCGAGACGCCUUUGUGAGCUGUGAGUGCCUCCUGUGGUCUCAGGCUUGCGCUGGACCUGGUUCUUAGCUCUUGGGCACUGCACCCUGUUUAACAUUUCACCCCACUCUGUACAGCUGCUCUUACCCAUUUUUACCUCACACCCAAAGCAUUUUGCCGACCUGGGUCAGAGAGAGGAGUCCUUUUUGUCAUGCCCUUAAGUUCAGCAACUGUUUAACCUGUUUUCAGUCUUAUUUACAUCGUCAAAAAUGAUUUAGUACUUGUUCCCUCUGUUGGGAUGCCAGUUGUGGCAGGGGGAGGGGAACCUGUCCAGUUUGUACGAUUUAAGUAUUUCUGAUGUGUUCUCUGAUCUGCCCCCACUGUCCUGUGAGGACAGCUGAGGCCAAGGAGUGAAAAAUCUAUUACUACUAAGAGAAGGGAUGCAGAGUGUUUACCUGGUGCUCUCAACAGGACUCUUAACACAG